Molecule: messenger RNA, 384 nt
Organism: Colletotrichum destructivum
Lineage: Eukaryota; Fungi; Ascomycota; Sordariomycetes; Glomerellales; Glomerellaceae
Exons: 1
Coding region: 1-384 (127 amino acids)
Source: RefSeq, a predicted model, not a curated record
AUGCGCGUUUCAAUCCUUGCGGCCGCCCUCGUGGCCACUCCCAUUCUCGGCUACCCGCUCACCAGCGACCUCGCCACCCGCGACGACUCGAAGCUCUCGGCCUUCGAUAAUGUCAAGCGGCUCUUGACCGGCUCUGGCAGCCCCGGUGUCCUCAGUUUCAUUCUUCGUAGAGAUUACGGCUACGGUGGUGGGGGCGGUGGCGGUGGCACCUCUGGCCCUAGUGGUGGAAAACCUUCUGGCUCGGGUGGUGGUGGCCCCUCCGGCCCCGGUGGUGGUUAUUCCCCGGCCCCUGGUGGUGGUAGCCCCUCCGGCCCCGGUGGUGGUAGCCCCUCCGGCCCCGGUGGAGGUGCUCCCAGCGGCGGUGGCGGAGGCGGCUACUACUAG